Messenger RNA from Nerophis lumbriciformis (worm pipefish), 1959 nucleotides. It is a transcript of the gene bcat2, whose product is annotated as branched chain amino-acid transaminase 2, mitochondrial. NCBI's taxonomy places the organism in Eukaryota, Metazoa, Chordata, Actinopteri, Syngnathiformes, Syngnathidae. Gene Ontology annotation, cellular component: mitochondrion. The record is from RefSeq and is a predicted model, not a curated record. Gene Ontology annotation, biological process: L-leucine biosynthetic process; L-valine biosynthetic process. Gene Ontology annotation, molecular function: branched-chain-amino-acid:2-oxoglutarate transaminase activity.
AAAAAAGUACGACCGCUUUCUAUUUUCACACUGACGCUGUGGUUAACGUUCCGUGAAUAAACCCUGAAGUAUUAACUCCAGCAUAAACCUUUGCUUGUUUUGACUUUUCAAAGCGGAACAACAAGCGUGUUUGUUUCCGCCCGAGCCAAUAAUCAGUGAGCACCGCAGCGGACAUGGCAGCCCUCCGGUCGGGAAGAUUGACAAAGACACUUCCUGUGGUUUUGGCAUCUCAACGUAUGUCUAGCUCCUUUAAGGCUGCCGACCUGACAAUUGAGCGAAACCCGGUAUGCAAGGACAAGCCCGACCCGUCCACGCUGGUGUUCGGCAAACAGUUCUCGGACCACAUGUUGACCAUCACGUGGUCCGCCAGCGCCGGCUGGGAUGCCCCCAAGAUCAAACCCUUCCAGAACUUGUCUCUGCAUCCCGCUAGCUCCGCCCUGCACUACUCCAUUGAGCUUUUUGAAGGCAUGAAGGCAUUCCGCGGCGUCGACAACCACGUUCGCCUCUUCCGCCCGAUGCUCAACAUGGAGAGGAUGCAUCGCAGCGCCGAGCGCAGCUGCCUCCCUGUAUUUGAAAAAGAUGAGCUGCUGCAGUGCAUCAAGAAGUUGGUGGAAGUGGACCAGGAGUGGGUUCCUUACUCUCAGGACGCCAGCCUCUAUAUCCGACCCACCUUCAUCGGCACAGAGCCGUCCCUCGGCGUGACACGGGCCAGCGAGGCGAUGCUCUUCGUCAUCGUGGGGCCGGUCGGACCGUACUUCGCCACCGGCUCCUUCAACCCCGUCUCGCUGCUGGCCGACUCGUCCUUCGUGCGCGCCUGGAAAGGAGGCGUCGGCGCUUACAAGAUGGGAGGGAACUACGGUCCAACCAUCGCGGUGCAGAACGAGGCAGUGCAGCGAGGCUGCCAGCAGGUUCUGUGGCUGUACGGCGAGCAGGAGGAGAUUACGGAGGUCGGCACCAUGAACCUUUUCAUCUACUGGACCAACAAGAACGGAGAGAAGGAGUUGCUGACACCACCGCUGGACGGCAUCAUCCUGCCUGGAGUCACCAGACAGUCUCUGCUGGACCUGGCCAGAACCUGGCGUGAGUUUAAGGUGACAGAGCGCACGAUGAGCAUGAAGGAGCUGCUGGGAGCUGUGGACUCAGGACAGGUUCUGGAGGUGUUUGGGGCCGGGACCGCCUGUGUGGUGUGUCCAGUGGGCAGCCUUCUCUACAAGGGGAAGACGUAUGAGAUCCCGACCAUGCAGAAUGGCCCCGACUUGGCCAAGAGGUUCUACAAAGAGCUUACUGAUAUACAGUAUGGACGCAAGGCGAGUGAAUGGGCACCGCUGGUGGUUUAGUUUCUUUGCACAAAGUAGUCCAACAGUUACAUCCCAUAAUUCCUUCUAACCACUAAAGUACUCCUAUCCUCCUGCCACUAAGUGGUCGUCAUAGAAACAUCAGAAUCUGGAGCAAUAUGAACAGUAUGCAAUGUUUGAUGUGUUUACCAAUAUAUAUAUAUAGAAUACAUAUAUAGCACAAUGUUACUCUUCCUAUAACUGUAGUUGUGGCUUAGGAGUGCUGAGCUGCAAUCCUUGUUUUUAAAACUGUUACAUUGACACGUCAUCAUGGUUGUGGACCAAAAGGGGGCGCCACAACACUGCUGACGUCACUUUGCACUCCUGAGAGGCUUCCAGGUGGGACAAGCCAGUUUGAACUGCACAAAAACGCUGGAGAUUAGAAGAUUAGAGCAAAGCUGAAUGUCUGCACUAGUUUAUUGUGAGAACAUUAUUUAAUUUUUAAAUGUUUUGCUCCUUCCUAUGAAAUUUGUCAGCAGUCUUCCAGUUCUCAGAAGUUUUUAAACCUCGUCUAAGUGCCUGCUGACAAAUGUCCGUCAGCUUGUCUUUUAGUCCUUUCUUUGUAUGUGCUGUUACCUUCAGUGAGCAUGUUUUUACAAUAAACUCCAUUUGACUAGUCUUCAAA